UUAUUGUGCGCUUGUGUGGUUCCGGUAGCGCUCCCUCCUCCAAAUAAGCGCCCUUUCUUGAACGUUUCGCUCUCGAUCUCUCCUUUCCCUGCGGUGUUCCCGGACUGCUGUCAGUCUAUUUCGUAUUCCUGCUACAACAGUAUCUAUUACACUACGUAGAAUAAGAUGGUAAGUAAGCAUGUAGCCAGUCUGUGCAUAAUAGCGUUCUAAAUAUUGCGCACUUCAAUGAGGAGUACCAUUCUUUGCAGGCUGCUGAUCGCUACAAUAUCCACAGCCAGUUGGAGCACUUGCAGUCUAAAUACGUGGGCACGGGACAUGCAGACAUCACCAAGUUUGAAUGGCUGGUGAAUCAACACAGAGACAGUUUUGCAUCCUACAUGGGACGUCCCAAUCUCCUCGAGUUCUUUGCUGUUGCAGAGAAUGAGAGCAAGGCUAGAGUCAAGUUCAGCUUUCUUCAGAAAAUGCUGCAGCCUUGUGGAGCUCCUCCAGAGAAAGACGAAGACGACUAGAUAGUGUUCAUCAAAUUUUGUUCAUCCUUGAAAUCUCUUGUGCAUGCGUGUAAAAUAUUUCAUUCGCGUUCGUUGUGCAAGGACGCGAAAAUUUACGUGCACGCACCAGCUCCCUCUACUGCUAGCGAUGGAGGUAGCGGAUGAAAUAGAGGGUCAGUUUGAUGAUGCCGAAGAGGACGGCGUUACUGCAGACAAACGCAGCGGUGUGCCUUCCGACGAAGACAGCUUCAGCUCUGACGGGGAGGUGGGCGAUAAUUGGGGGUGCGACUGGGACGACGAGACGAGCGACUUUACGAAGCGCUACAAUGCCACUCGAAGUGGACAGCCGCAGGCCAACAAGAACGUACCGUCCUCUGCAAAGCCAAGAGACCCCUCCGGCAACAGCUCCGCGGUGUUGGCUCGCCUGGAAAGCAAGGUCAACCUUGGAACCAUAGAAUUCCCUCUGACCAACGCGGCGUCCAGCAAUAUCCUAGGUGCCUCUAGGAAAGCCGAGGCAAGUCGGACCAGAAACAAAGACAAGUCGGACAGAGCCACUGUUGAGCAGGUCCUGGACCCGAGGACUCGCAUGAUACUCUUCAAGUUACUGAGCCGCGGGGCCAUAGAGGAGAUACGUGGCUGCGUGAGCACGGGGAAGGAGGCAAACGUUUACUACGCCACGGGACGCGACGGGACCGGCUGUGCCGUUAAAAUUUACAAGACCUCGAUCCUGGUCUUCAAAGACAGGGACAAGUAUGUCACGGGAGAGUUUCGGUUCCGGCACGGCUACGCCAGGCACAACCCGAGGAAGAUGGUACGUGUGUGGGCCGAGAAGGAAAUGAGAAACCUGACGAGACUCCGCAACGCCGGGAUCCCCUGCCCGCAGCCAGUCCUUCUCAAGAGCCAUGUCCUCGUCAUGUCUUUCCUGGGAGAGGACGGAUGGCCCUCCCCGAAACUGAAAGACGCCCGUCUUAGUGAGGGGAAGGCACGAGAGCUGUACUACGAGUGUGUUCUCCACAUCAGGAACAUGUACCACAAGUGUCGGUUGGUCCAUGCAGACCUCAGUGAGUACAACAUGCUGGUCCACGAAGGCGGGCUCUACAUCAUUGACGUCUCGCAGUCAGUCGAGCACGAUCACCCCAGAGCGCUCGAGUUCCUCCGGAAAGACUGCUGGAACGUGACGGAGUUUUUCCGUCGCAGAGGGGUCUGUGCCAUGACCGUCAGAGAACUGUUUGACUUUGUGACGGAUCUCUCGCUAGGAGAUGACCGGGUGGAGGAAUACCUGAGGAGAAUGGAAGAGAAGACUGUGGAGAGAGAGCCUGGGAGCCAAGAGGCCGAGGACUUAGUCUCCGAG
Geodia barretti is the source of this 1839-nucleotide messenger RNA. The record is from the annotation of a GenBank genome assembly. NCBI's taxonomy places the organism in Eukaryota, Metazoa, Porifera, Demospongiae, Tetractinellida, Geodiidae.